GCGAAGCACGGCAUUGAUCCAGGUCUGUUCCCUCGGAACAUUCCAGUUUACACUGGGCAUUACCACAAACCUCAUGUUGUGAAGGACACAUCAAUCGAGUAUGUGGGUUCUCCGUACCAGGUGUCUAUGGGAGAAAGGGGACAGACGAAAAGACUCUUGAUUCUAAGCAAAGACUGGAAGAAAGUGGACGAGAUCCCUCUGGACAUAGGCUCUCGUCAUUUUGUCAUCUCACCAGAUGACUUUGCAAACCCAUCAGCGGUGCUUCCAGACCUCCGUAGUGGUGAUAUGGUCCGUUGGAUGUUACCUGUGGAUGUUGAGCCAGGAGCUGUCAAGGAAGAAAUGGAGAAACUUCGAAGUGAAGGAAUCAAUGUUGAGCUGGUGUAUUCACCGGUCAUGACAAAGCCUCGGAUUGAAGCUGUGGAAGAUCUUGACUCCUUUGGUUUGUUUGAGACGUAUGCAAAUACAGUUGGCAUGUCCGAUGGCGCAGUAAAGAUGGGUCUGUCCCUCCUGCGCAAUCUCAGUAUCCCAGGCAGACUUCUACAGCGGCCCAACGCAAGAGUGGUCUUUGAAUGUGUUGAACUGGAGGGAUAUGGCCCUUUCCUAGCACCUGUGCAGUACAACCUAGCGAAAAGGGGAAUACGGGUCAUCUCAGGACGAAAUGAGGACAGCGUGGGUUCUGACAGUAAUGGCGCAGGGAAGACAACACUAGUCAUGGCACCACUUUGGGCGCUUACAGGUGGCACAGACCCUCGCCCUGACUCCCCUCGAGGACUGACCUCCUCAGAUGUGAUAAAUCCCUCGGCAAACAGUGCCAGAGUGACACUUGAAGGGACAGUGAAUGGAAAACGAUUUGUCAUCCAGAGAGUUGCUGGAAGGCGGCCAGCACUGCAAUUUGAACUAGAUGGUGAAGACCUCACAUGCCAAGAGAUGCGAAUGACACAGGACAUCAUCAAUGAGCAUCUGGAUGCUUGGGUGCUACAAAGGACAGCAUUCCAUGGCCAGCAUGCAAUUGGAAGUCUGUUGGAUGCUGGUGAUCGUGAUUUCAAGGAAGAGCAAGCCACCGCCCUGUUAAAAGAGAGAAAAGAAAAGGAGGCGAAGAAAGAGUUGAUAAAGCAGGCCAAGAAGUUGGCCUUACUGGAGGAGCAGGCGACGAAGAAGAAGAAGGUGGAGGAGGAAAUGGAGAGAUUAAAGAAAGAAGAGGAAGAGAAGUUCAAGGCAGUGGAGGAAGAAGAAGUAGAGGAAGAAGUCCCCUUGGAAAGAAACGUAAAAAGGGAAAGAGGGGAAUCGAGCGGCACGAAGAAAGAAGAGCAGUGGAUGGAAAAAAAGGUGUCGGAGUGGGUCGCCAAGCUGUCCCUGGGAGAAGAAGACGAAGCGAUGUUGUAUGUCCCCAGGACAGAACAAGAGGCAGUGAUGAGGGAGUUGCAGGCGGAGGAAGAUCCCCUAUGCCGCGCGACAAUGGAAGAAGAGAAAAGGUUGGAGUGGAAAUUGCGCCUCACAAGAGAGAGAAGGCAACGGCUGGAAGCGGCGGAUAAGAUGGAGAAGGAGUUGAGGGUACAAGAUGAUGGCAAUGGAUAUAGACCGGUAGAGUUCAUGUCCGUUAGGAUGCCAUCAGAGAAGGUAACAACAUCAACCUAUGAGAGGGAACUCUACGCUCUCAGGCAAGCAUUAGACGACUGGAAGCACUACUUGCUUGGGAGGCACUUCAAAGUUUAUUCAGACCACGAGACGUUAAGAUGGUUGAAGACGCAGGCCAAGAUGACACCUAAGCUUACUAGGUGGGCUGCAGAGAUGGAUCAAUUUGACUUUGAGCUCAAGCCAGUCAAAGGAAAGUACAAUGUAGUUGUAGACGCUCUAAGUAGGAGAGUCGAUUACUUUGGAGCGAUAGUACACUAUCCGGACAUAGGGAGAGACGUGCAACAGAAAGUCAAAGAGGCGUAUGUGCAAAACCCUAUUUAUAGCGACCUCCUCAAAAGAGAUAAGGAGUCCCCAGAGUAUGAACCAGCUUACCGCACUAUAGAUGGAUUGUUAUUUGAGAAGACUAACGUAGCUGAUCGACUAUACGCUCCCAACAGUGAGGAGAUCUGUAGUUUGAUCCUAGGGGAAUGCCACGACACAGAGGGACACUUCGGUUGGCAAAAGACAUUAGGCAACCUCGUUCGUGCAUAUACAUUGCCUGGCAUGAAGGCUGACUGCAUAGAGUAUGUGCGCAAUUGUAAAAUUAGAAGAGAUCUGCUGAAAAGUUGUGAGGCCUGCCAGGAAAGCUUCAAUGUGCUGCAAGCUCACGUGGCUGUUGCCGAAGGGCUUACAAAUAGAAGCUCUCAGAUGACGUCCUCUGAGUGUGAUGAACGAGACGAUGAAGUCAACUCAUUGUUGCAAGAUAUACAUAGGUUGGAAGAGGAGAUACAAGAUUUUCAACGACAGCUUGCGAUUAUCAAUUACAAGUUGGGAGGUGCUGAGAUCAAUGUCACAGCGAGCAAAGCAAAAAUUGAGGCUUUCUGCGCCAAUACAGUCGGCGUUCAGGUCUGUGAAACAUGCCUCCAGCCCAUCGAUAAAUUGCAGGUGGAGCACAACCUGGCAGAUCUGGAGGCUCAUUACCAAACUUCUCUGCAACAGCUCAUUCAGAUUCAACAGGAAAAAGCAGCAGUUUAUGACUCGUUGGUGACUGCACAGGAGAAGAAGGUAGAGGCAUGUGCAGCGAAGGACACAUUACUCGAGCAGAACGCAUACCGGGAGGCUUCAGUAAGGGAAACGGAGCAAAGAUUCUAUGAACACUUCGGUGUUGCGAAGACCCUCCUUGAGAAAGCCAGCCAACUGCUAUCCCGCUUUCAAAAGGAGUUCUUCCCUUUGGAUGGCAGUUCUUCUCCAGCCCCCAACUCCUCGUCUCAGCGAAUGGAGGAAAGAGACAAUGACCCUCUGCAGAUGUUAUCCAAAGAGAAACUGGCACCAUCAUCAUCAGACCUGCCAGUGUUGGAAAGCAGCAUGACAAUUUGCGAUGAGGUAACCAUCGAGACUUCAACAAGCCAUUUCUUUCUGAAUAAGACACAGCAAACGUCAGAUGAUUGGAGGGAGAAGUGGUUGAGCGCCGGCCGAGCACAGAUCCAGUCAUUGCAGGACAGGAUGGAGGCAUUUGAGAACUUCAUCAAAGUUAUGGACCAGGUUCAGCUAAGGGUGGAUGGAGUGACAAAGGAGGAGAACCCGUAUUCUGGACAAAGGGGAGUGCUAGAGCAGCUCUGGUCACAGAGACAGAAAGAGGAAGAGGAGCGGAGGAAGUGCCUAGAAGUCGCUGAAGAAGAGGCCGGCUGGUUGAGAGAGCUGGACACAGCAUGUGGUCUCACUGGUAUCCAGAGCUAUGUGUUGGAAGGUGCACUUGCUGAGCUGCAGCACAGAGUGACAGGCUACUUGGAAGCGUUGUCAGGCGGGACUUUGGGGCUGAGUCUUUCCGCCACGCGCCAGGCAAAGACUACCAAGAACUCAGUGGAGAGAAUCGACAAGACUGCAUAUGUCAGGCAAAGUGAUGGUACUGUGCUGGCCAGGCCUCUGCGCCAGCUAAGUGGUGGAGAAAGGAGGCGGCAGAUCCUCGCGAUGGCAUUAGGCUACGCCGACUUUGCAUCGGAAAGGACCGGGGUUCACAGCGAUCUCAUUGUACUGGAUGAAGUUCUUCAGCACCUGGACAUGGAAGGUCGGGAUCGUGUGAUCUCACUCUUACGGGCCAUGGAUAAGGGCACCGUGUUGGUGGUCUCCCAGGCAUUCAGUGAUGUGGCGGAGGCCUUUGACAUGAUAGAUUGGGUGAUCAAGCGCAGAGAUACAGCGACGAUUGAAUGUGCGGAAGAUGUACGAAGUUGAGGUUUGCCUUUGCUAACCCUCCCUCUUCCUGUGUGCUCAGGUCUUCAGAGUCUUCUUGUGAUUAUAGUUCGUUGGAAACGCACUGAAAGAAUAAAAUUGCAAGGAGGCA
Messenger RNA from Chara braunii, 3952 nucleotides. The record is from the annotation of a GenBank genome assembly. Lineage: Eukaryota; Viridiplantae; Streptophyta; Charophyceae; Charales; Characeae.